UUCAUGCAUGUUCUUACAGUAAAAAAAUACUCCGGCCGGAUGAUAAAGACGGAGGAGUUUCGUAUUGAGUGUUGUUCCUGCGUCAAUCAUAAUUUAUGUAUAAAUCCAGCUCUAGAGAUACAGAAGCUCCUCAGCUGGGUAGAGUUUUAACACAAAAGUUUAUGAAUAUUCACAAAAUAGUCACAAAUUACAGCAGACAACUGCAUGCUAAACUAAUUGCAACGUUUUUCUACAACUAAUUAGCAUAAUACAUACAGACAAUGUCAUGAUUAUUUGACUGUCAUCAGUGGGGUACUACUUAAAAAUAAAUGCAACGAAAGGAUAUGAAUUUAAGUUGUCUCAAAUUAGUUCUAGUUCUGCAAUCUCCUCAAAUUCAACUCUUAAGACUAAGUUAAAUAGUGUUGUCAGGUUUCGUGCUUGUGAAAGUCUUCAGAUUUGUAAAAUUUAAUUCCCGAUGAAAAAAAUGCUACCUGGCAUCGGAGUGUUUGGGACAGAUCCGGUGGUGAAAAUAUUAGUCCCUUACCUACAAGCGAAGGGUUUUAGGGUGGAAGCUAUUUGGAGUUUGACAUUGCAUGACGCCGAAUCUGCUGCAAAAGACUUAUCCAUUCCAUUCCACACGAAUAAAGUUGACGACCUCUUGAUGAGAAAGGAUGUCGAAUUAGUUCUGAUACUAUGUCCACCAAAUCUUCAUUCGCAAAUUGCCGUUAAAGCGUUAGGCAUAGGGAAACAUGUCAUGUGUGACCGACCUUCAGGACUUUCUCAAUGCGAAGCUCUGAAAAUGGUCCUGGCCCAGCAGUACUAUCCGUCACUCAUCGGCAUUCUCAACCACUCCCUUCGUUUUCAUCCAGGUUUCAUCCAAAUGAAACGAAACGUGGAAAAGUAUGUUGGCCAACCAACACUGUGUCAGUGUCGAAUAGAAAUGGGUCCCAUUUUAGGCAAUCAUUUUAACUGGAUGUGUGAUGACGUUAUGGGUGGAGGCAACGUUACCCUGUUUGGCUCUCACUUGAUCGACCUAAUCACGUAUCUCACAGGACAGAAAGCAAUUAGAGUUCACGGUGUAACAAAAACGUUGACACAGAGCACACCCUUUAUCAACGGCAAUACGAGACGUAUUGCUAGUCCCGAUUUUUCAGUGAUACAAAUGGAAAUGGAUGGGGGAAUGCUGGUGUCCCUCCAUCUCACCAAUCAUCUUCCAAAAGGCCACUUUACACAGGAAGUUUUGAUAAUUGGCUCGAAAGGCUACCUCCGAGCUGAGAACGGAUCUAUUAAAGGACUUCUUUAUAAUAAUAAUUCCAAUAAAGACGUAGGACUAGAGAAAGAAAAUCUCUUAUUUGAAGACACAGAUCCUGAUACAGAUUUGCUACUUGUGGACAGAAAUGCACGCAAUGCGAUAGGGAAUGCUGUUUCAUCCCCACUCUUGCCACCGAUUUAUAUGACGGGACUCUUGAAAUUGCUAAGUUCCCUGCGAGAAGCUUUCAACACGCCCAAUGGUAAAGAGUGGAAGAGAGAGAGCAGCGUCGGGCUUCUCGGUUCCGGAUUUGAAGAUGGAUUAUACAUCCAAGCUGUAAUUGAGGCUAUUAAAAGGUCGUCAAAAGAAUGCCAAUGGGCAAAAGUGAGCAUUAUUACGGAAGAACCCGAUCCGAAUCCUGUUCUGACAGCGGCAGUGCGAACCUCGACAAUCUCAAUGUAGGAUUAGGUAACAUACAUGAAGGUCUCUAUGUGGUUGUUCGGUCCACGUUUCACACAAAUAAAUCUACUUAACGAUUUAUAGUAUUAAUUUAUGUAAUAAACUAAUUUAUACGUACAAAAUAAUA
Molecule: messenger RNA, 1814 nt
Organism: Folsomia candida
Lineage: Eukaryota; Metazoa; Arthropoda; Collembola; Entomobryomorpha; Isotomidae
Product: glucose-fructose oxidoreductase domain-containing protein 1
Exons: 10
Coding region: 455-1690 (411 amino acids)
Molecular function (GO): nucleotide binding
Source: RefSeq, a predicted model, not a curated record